Molecule: messenger RNA, 944 nt
Organism: Danio rerio (zebrafish)
Lineage: Eukaryota; Metazoa; Chordata; Actinopteri; Cypriniformes; Danionidae
Source: RefSeq, a predicted model, not a curated record
CUCUUUGUGCAGUGUUUGGUCUGUGCUGGUGACGCUGUGCCGUCAGAAAGUUCACCUUUCCAAGAUAUUUCGUGUGGUGAAUUAGACAUGGAUCCACUGUUGCCCACCCUGAGCAUCGUUGACACCAGUGUGCCACAGGACAGACAACAGUGCUUUCUUAAACCAUCGAAGGACGCCAAGACCCUGGCCUCUCGCAACAGGUGCUUCGAGCGGAACACUAGCCAGGACAAAAAAACUGCUUGUGAGGAAGCUAAAAAAAGAUGCCAGCACAUUACUUGUGCGCCAUCUGAGGUCCAGUAUCUCGGCCAGCUCAUUCUAAACUUUGGCAAGUACAAUGGACAAAGUUUUAAAUGGCUGGUGGAGAAUGACGUUGGCUACAUUAAAUAUGUGCUGGAUCUACACAUCAAGGAGCGUCGCCAUCAAGGAAGAAAAGAGGGCCCAGGUGAGUAUAUAAAGGAUCUUCUGUUACAGUAUGUGCAACUGUUUCCACAGGUUUCCUGCCACCUCGAGGUCAACGUCGACAGUGCCAUCUACGGUCAGGGCCGCUUCAGAUCCUUCACGUUCCUGGAGAUGUGGCAGUGGUACAGCCUGCACAAGACCCUGCAGGCGGAUCCACAAGCUGGUAGUGCCCAAGAAAAGAAGAUGGCACAGGAGGCGUUCUGCUCUGUGCGGCAGUGGCUGACGAUGAAGGAGGAGGACAUCAGCGUCAAGACACUGAAGCGGUUCCGGCAGUACAUUCUCAACAAAGAGAAACCCCUAGAAGACAGGCCUCUUCCUGCAGCGGCGGCCAGCUCCAGCUCGUCGGGAUCUAGAGGUGAUGGUGGAUGGGCGGAUGAUGCGCUACUGGUGGAAGCCCUCAGUGCUUUCGAAGCACAAGGUGUAUAUCACUUUAAUUGUUCAUGUACCAUAGCAUAAAUCUUUUAUUAAUAAAUAAAUCAAUUACA